UUUAAAUAAACAUCUUCUGACGCUCAUCCUCGGCCGCGACUUACAUGGGGUGUCCCUAUUCCAUGUAUAGAACAGCCCCCCACGCCUCUCCUGGUGCUGUCCAAUCCCGUCCCUUGGGCUGCUUUGACAAGGGUACUUUGUAAAAUAUACUCAUAUAUAUAUACGCCCAGAUGCUCCCUUCAUGCUCCGAGUCUUCUCCAAGCUUACGCGGGAACUGUCUGAAUUAUCGGUGAAGUAGCUAACUAACUUACUCUCUGCUAAAAUGGCACCCAAGAAGGACGCUAAGGCGGCACCCGCCAAGAAAGCCGAGCCUGCAAAGGCAGCCGCACCUGCUCCCGCACCCGAGCCUGAUGUGGUAGCUGCUCCCCCUGCACUUGACUUGUCCAAAGUCAAGGUGGAGUUCACUCCCGACCAGCAUGAGGACUACAAGGAGGCUUUCGGUCUCUUUGACAGGGUGGGUGACUCGAAGGUGGCUUACAACCAGGUCGCUGAUAUCAUGCGCGCCCUGGGACAGAACCCUACCAACAAGGAGGUGCGCAAAGUCCUGGGCAACCCCUCCGAUGAAGACAUGGCCGCCAAGAGAUUGGAGUUCGAGGCCUUCCUUCCCAUGCUCCAGCACAUUGUCAACGACCCAAACAAGGGAACCUUCGAUGACUACGUUGAGGGUCUGCGCGUCUUUGACAAGGAGGGCAACGGCACCGUGAUGGGAGCUGAGCUGCGUAUUGUUCUUGGAACACUGGGUGAGAAGAUGAGCGAGGCUGAGAUUGAUGGCCUCAUGCAAGGACAGGAGGACGAGAACGGCAGUAUUAACUUCGAGGCCUUUGUCAAGCACAUCAUGUCUAUUUAAGGAUCCUCCAGCUGCAGUGGCUAACGAGGAAGCUAACGUGUUAUCUGCAGACCCAACGGUGUCAGGACAUCCACUCCCCCACAGUUCUUCACCACCACCUGAUAAAGAGACAGGGGGAAAAUGGACUAUGAGAUGUAAUUUUUGUUGUUAGUUUCAUUCUUUUUCUUUUGGUCUGACUCCGACCUCCGACUCUGCUCUCUAUUUUCCUCGAUUGGAAGCUGUCCUUUUUUCUCUCCAGCCAACCGUCAGAUGCUCUUGUUGUCUUGUCCCCUGGUAUGCCUCUCCACCGUGGGUCGGUGAGGGAAAAGAGGUAGGGAUGACUCACUGAAACGUUGCAGUAGUUAAGAUAAACCUUCCAUCACUUACUUACUCCCUGGAUUGGGCCAGUAGAGGUGACUGGCUUUGCUCAAGACUGGCCAUCAAAACUCACUCUCCCUAUCUAUCCCCUCAGUCUUAAUUUAUUUAUCUCCUCUGCUAUUUCACAUAAUAAACUUUUCAAAAACCC
Molecule: messenger RNA, 1352 nt
Organism: Oncorhynchus mykiss (rainbow trout)
Lineage: Eukaryota; Metazoa; Chordata; Actinopteri; Salmoniformes; Salmonidae
Gene: myl1
Product: myosin, light chain 1, alkali; skeletal, fast
Cellular component (GO): contractile muscle fiber; myosin II complex
Molecular function (GO): calcium ion binding
Source: RefSeq, a predicted model, not a curated record